AUGACUCUCGUUGCCACUGAGCCAGCUACCGGUUUGGUGCAAACCUUCCAGGCUGAAGUAGCUGAGGAAAUCUUUGGCCGUUUGGAAUUGACUGUUCCUGUUGCUAGGAUUAGAGGAAGCUCCACCAUGAAGCCCUUGUUGACUUAUCAGGAGGAUCUGGAUGAGAGAGUGCUAUACAAAGAUGAAUUGUUUGAGUGGCCGUCGGAGGAUGCCUUCAACGACAGAAACAGAUUCUACAAGGUUCAGGAAGCAGAAUUGCAAGACAAUGAGUGGAUUUGUCUGUAUUUGAAACUUGUCCUACUUUCAAAGGAUAAAGAACUCCAAGCCAACCAUUUGUCCAAAUUGAAGAUAUUGAAUGUUUGGAUAGAAGCUACUGUCGAUGAGGUCGAACCGCCAAAUGCGAGACUCAAAGCCAAAAGCGCACUUGUCUACAUAACUUUCCGCUUGGCCAGUUUGGGGAUUAGAGAGCAUAUUCAACGCAAGGCUAUUGUGCGAAGAGUAAUCAGUGAGACAGGGAGAUUGAUCUUGCUUGAUGUUUUCACGCCUUUCAUAAAAAACAAUUCUUCCCCUUAUCCCUGGCUAUCCGGGAUGACUCCUGUAGACUUUUCCCAGAUGUCACAGAUGGAAAAGUGA
Eruca vesicaria subsp. sativa (arugula) is the source of this 633-nucleotide messenger RNA. The record is from the annotation of a GenBank genome assembly. NCBI's taxonomy places the organism in Eukaryota, Viridiplantae, Streptophyta, Magnoliopsida, Brassicales, Brassicaceae.